AUGACUGCAGCCUAUAAAGAGACUGGCCGCCCUGCCAGUGCAGAUGAAAACAUCGUCAAAGAAGAUAUUGCUCAUCUAGAGGUUGAGGAGAACAACAAGGAUGUCGACAAUGUGAUCGAGAAGCCUGAAAGUAUUCGGGACUUGAGCCCCGAAGAACUUCAGCAAUUGGAGACCAGAAUGGUUCGCAAAAUUGACAUGGUUAUUAUGCCGAUUAUGGGUGUCCUUUAUAUUCUCAACUAUGUGGAUCGAUCUGCGCUCGCAGCUGCCAAAGUUUACGGUAUCAUGGACGAUCUGCACAUGAGCACCAACGACUUUGCGACUGCUAUUUCCAUUCUUUUCGCCGGUUAUAUUCCGUUUCAGAUUCCUUCGAACCUGCUUAUGACCAGAAUUACUCGCCCCGGCCUAUAUAUUUGCAGCGCAGCCGCCAUCUGGGGUUGCGUAAGUGCCUGUACAGCCGCCGUCAAAUCCUACCAUGGCCUCCUGGCAGUUCGUGUCAUGCUGGGUGUAACCGAAGCCGUGUUUUUCCCUGGGGUUAUUUAUUUUAUGAGUGCUUGGUACACCAAGAGCGAACUGGGUAAACGUCUUGGAGCUUUGUUCAUGUUUCAGAUGAUUGGUAGUGCUUUUGGUGGGUUUAUUGCUGCUGCGUGUUUGACACUUGAUGGUCGUUAUGGUAUUGCUGGUUGGAGAUGGCUCUUUAUUGUGGAGGGCACCACGACAAUUGGUUGCGGUCUCAUCUCCGCCAUGCUCAUGCCGGAAUACCCACAUAACGCACGCCUUCUCAAGCCCAUCGAACGCGACUAUGCAGUGUGGCGUAUCGAGAUGGAAGCCGGUGCCGGUGAAGCCCACGAAGAAACUACUGCUCUCAAAGGAUUCAAACUCGCAAUCAUGGACCCCAAGGUCUGGGCUUUGGUUUGGUGCAUGGGCAUGAGUCAGGCUAUGGGUUCAACUGUCAACUUCUUUCCCACCAUUGUCGGAUCAUUGGGAUUCAGCAAGAAUAUUACUUUGUUGCUCACUGCUCCUCCUUACAUCCUUGCAACAAUUGUGUUCUACAUCAUCAGUUAUAUCAGUGAUCGCACAAAUAUGAUUCUACCCGUCCAUCUCUUCAGUCUCGCCAUCGCAGUAGUCGCCUACGUCAUUUCGAUAUGUACUCUCAAACUCGGCGGUCGAUACUUCGCCAUGAUGUUGAUGCCUUGUGUCGUUGCCGGCCCCCAGAUCUUUCUGUACAAGACACUGAACAUCCAUAUGGCUCGACCUUAUCCCAAGCGCGCCGCUGGUGUAGCCAUGAUCAAUGCCAUUGGUGGACUGUCGAAUGUGUGGACGAGUUAUCUAUACUUUAGCUCGCCGCAUUAUUAUGCUGCGUUUGGAACUUUGAUCGGCUGCGCAACCGCAUUCUUUAUCGUCAUCGUUGGUUACACAAUCCACGUCCGACGCUUAAAUAAGCUUCUGGCUGGUACUCCUGAAGAGCAACGCCGUGCCAUGAAGAGUGGCGUCACCCAGCAACAAGUCGAUUUGGGAUGGCGCUAUUUGGGGUAUUAG
Talaromyces amestolkiae is the source of this 1536-nucleotide messenger RNA. RefSeq lists its product as uncharacterized. Gene Ontology annotation, biological process: transmembrane transport. The coding region runs from base 1 to 1536 and encodes 511 amino acids. Gene Ontology annotation, molecular function: transmembrane transporter activity. Gene Ontology annotation, cellular component: membrane. The transcript is spliced from 9 exons. The record is from RefSeq and is a predicted model, not a curated record. NCBI's taxonomy places the organism in Eukaryota, Fungi, Ascomycota, Eurotiomycetes, Eurotiales, Trichocomaceae.